CAUACAUGGUUCACUUCCUGCUGCAGAGCCUGUUCUACUGCUUACCUGGGAGAGGGAGAGUGUCGUAAAAGAGGGAAAAGACAGCCAGGAGAAAAAUAGAGAGAGGGAGAGGAGAAGAGUGUGGGGGAGACAGCCCUAGUGUCUCCCUCUCCUCCCUGGUCAAUCCAGAUCCAGCCCUUUCUGGCCCCGAGUCUGUUGGAAAAUUUUGGUACUGUAUAGAGAUCUGAACUGUAUUUCUACAAACAUUGGAAAUGACCUCCGUCACAGGUACCAUGAUGAGUCGAAGCAUACCAGUCGAAGUUGACGAAUCUGCAUUCUGGGCCCCAUUUCCAGAACAGUCACUGGAAGAGGCUUUGAUGCCUUCUGAUGAGAAUAUAGAUAAUUCAGAACCCUUAGGGCCUUACCCAGCCCAAAUGUCUCAUGCCAUGGCCAGUCAGCCACAUUUUGACAAACUCUCUGAACCUACAUAUUAUCACCAGGCUAUACCACACAAUGUACGGGCUGAGGAGAAUGACAGCAGCCUGUGGGUAAGGCAUCAAGAUUCUGGAAAAGAUGUACCUUCCUGUUCUUCUGGUGAAUCAGAGGUUGAAAUGUUCCUAUCUAAGCCUCAUCUGUUGGCUAUGGAAAAAUCAAGCAAGCCGUUGAGAUCUCAGCUUUCAACGGAUUCUCCUGAUACUGGCCACAACUCUAGUAAAUCAAACAAAAGUUUAUCUGAUGCUUCCCAGAAUUCACUUGAUGAUGACAACCAAGAGAACUCGCAGUCAUAUCAGCCCUUAGAUGACAGAGCACCAUUGGACCUACCAACUGUAGAUACUGGAUAUGAUUCUCAAUCUCGAGAUGUCAUGGGCAUCAGACAUUUGGAACCUCCGUUACCACUUAUAUCUGGCUUUAACCGCCAGGACCUUCCAGGACCAUUAAUAUCCAGAGAGUUUCCUGGUGCUGAACCUCAACGAUGCCCUGUUUUCCAACGAGUGCCUCACCCUGAUGUUUCUUCACAAGCUCCAUGUCACCUUAGAAAUCAGUAUCCGGUUGAUCCAUACUAUCAGCCUCCAUAUGGAAGAGCUCCUUACCAUGCAUCUCAGCCAGUGCCUCCUGUUCCUGGACCUUGCCUGAGAGUCACCCGUCCAGCCCAGCAAGUAAUCCCUCAUUAUUCUAAUCCUCACGCUCUUCCUAAGUGCAAUGGAGAAAGAAUAGCACAGAGAGAACGCUCUUCUUCUGUACACCCGCAAUUCCUAAACCAGUUCUACAACCAGCUACCUAAUGGAGGGCCGCCACCAAAUGCAUACGCCCCAAUGGAGGAAUGCCUGUGUCCUCCUCACUGUGCAGAUCAAAUGAUCAAUUUUCCACCCCCUGCUGCUGUCCCAAGACCUCCCAGUAACCCUGCAGCCAAGGGAACUCUGAGAACAAGCAAUUUACCAGAAGAGCUGCGUAAAGUUUUUAUAACCUAUUCCAUGGAUACAGCUAUGGAGGUCAUGAAAUUUGUGAACUUUCUGCUUGGAAAUGGAUUUCAAACUGCAAUUGAUAUAUUUGAGGACACAGUACGAGGUAUCGACAUCAUUAAAUGGAUGGAACGCUACCUAGGUGACAAGACGGUGAUGAUAAUCAUAGCAAUCAGUCCAAAAUACAAACAGGAUGUUGAAGGGGCUGAAUCCCAGCUGGACAGGGAUGAACAUGGCUUACAUACUAAAUACAUCCACAGGAUGAUGCAGAUUGAGUUUAUACAACAAGGAAGCAUGAACUUCAGAUUCAUUCCUGUGCUUUUCCCAAAUGCUAAGAAGGAACACGUGCCUACCUGGCUUCAGAACACUCACGUUUAUAACUGGCCAAAAAAUAAAAAGAAUAUCCUGCUGCGUUUAUUGAGGGAAGAGGAAUAUGUUGCUCCUCCAGUAGGACCUCUGCCAACCCUCCAGGUUGUGCCAUUAUGAACAUUAUUACUUAAAGUGCAGGACAAGCAAUUGUUAAAGUUUUGUGUUGGCAAGGAGCCAGGAUUCUUCCAGAUGGUCUUUUCUGGUGAUGGAAGGCACUCUCUCUGCUAAAGGAGUUAGUUGUUUUGGGUAACGCAGGCUCAGUUCCCUGACUUGUUCUCUGCUGUAUCAAACAUCUCUUUCUGAAGCUGAUGGGGGAUAAUUCCUUUCCCUUGGCUUUUAAACAAACUGCUAAUGGAAAGAAUGUCUCAUUUUAUAUAUUUUCACUGCUGUUUUUAACAUACUGUUUUGCUAGUCUGCUGUAUAAGUAUUUUCUACAAAUGAUGUUGCAUUAAGUUUUAAAAAAUUACACCUUCCUUGUUUGGUCAGGGUUUCUUUGCAGAUAUUCUGUCACUAUGCUGCAUUCUCAAAUUGCUUGAUGUGUGCACAAUAAAAUGUAUUCAUCUUU
Molecule: messenger RNA, 2373 nt
Organism: Alligator mississippiensis (American alligator)
Lineage: Eukaryota; Metazoa; Chordata; Crocodylia; Alligatoridae
Gene: TRAF3IP2
Product: TRAF3 interacting protein 2
Exons: 10
Coding region: 252-1925 (557 amino acids)
Biological process (GO): positive regulation of canonical NF-kappaB signal transduction; humoral immune response
Source: RefSeq, a predicted model, not a curated record